Molecule: messenger RNA, 1617 nt
Organism: Chironomus riparius
Lineage: Eukaryota; Metazoa; Arthropoda; Insecta; Diptera; Chironomidae
Source: the annotation of a GenBank genome assembly
AAAUUAUUUGAAAAUAACGAAUAAAAUUUGAAUUUUUGAGGGUGCACAACUAAGCAAUUGCAGACAAAAUCAAAACAAAGCAAAAAAUUUAAAAGUUUAUCAAAAAUCAUAAAAAUAAGCAUAAUUAAGUAGUUUAGGCACGUAGAAAACAAUCAGUUGUACUUACAACACCAAUUAAACACCAUGACAGAUAUGUCAAGCCCAGUUAAUCGGAUAGAUAUAGAUGCACUUGAAGUCCUUUCAUUUUUUGGAGAUAUUAAUUUAAUUAAUUUGUCUGAGUUAGAUGUAGCGGAAUUAGAAGAUGUCACGAUUUCAUUGACCAAAAAUUUUGUGAUUCUCACAACGUGCUUCAAGACUGGAUCUGUGAAUAUUUUAAACUUUAAGGAACACUCAUUAAACUGCAUUAAAUACCUAAAAAUCAUAUGCUCAAAAGGUUCUUCCUUCCAAAACUUAAUAGCCAACACAAAUGGAAUGCUUGAAAGUGUCAAAAUAAUACUCGAAUCAGGAUGUGACGAAGAAGUUAAAUUAAGAUCCUUUCAAUUGCUAGCAAAUCUUUGCGUACAGAAUGAACGAGCACAAAAGAAGUUGUGGACUGAAUUGAGUGCCUUGAUUAUGGACAAGUUCAAUUCAAAUGAUACAGCAUAUAUCAAUGUGUCAGCAAUGAUAAUUUACAACAUUUUACUGCACAAUCUAGACAUUAUUGAUAAAAAUCUGGUGCUAACAGAUAGUUUGAGUCAUUAUGACAAGUUUUUAAAAGAAGAGUCACCCAAAGUUCCCGAUUACUUCCAUAUUCUAUUAGAAUAUUUCAUUUGCGAAUUUAAUGAGAUAGUUGUAGCUUAUGAGAACUUAGAGGACGACUUGAAAAAAAUAUUUCUGUACUAUUUACACGAUCACGUCGAGCAUGAGUCAAAUCCAGUUGUGAGCAAGCCAUUACUUAAUCAUCUUUCGUUAGAAUUUAAGAAGAAGUCAGAUUGUAUACUUAAGACUGUCUCAAAUUAUGUAGACAACAUUGAUCCUGACUUUGUCGUAAUUCUAUUGGAUAUAAUAUCAUCAGCCACGACACAUGAGAAAUAUUUAAACAUUUUGAAAGAUGAUCGUUCAUUAUUCUUAAAUAUUGGAUGUCUUCUUCAAGCAUUGCACAAGAUCGGAAAGAAGUCUGACAAUGUAUUUACGCCAAUACAAAAAUUAGAAGCAUUAACUCCACAAUCAUCAGUUAAUUCCGAUUUCGAGAAGGAAAUUUCUUUCGCAUUUAAAUCAAAACUCGUUAAAUCACUCGCAAAUCUAUCAUAUCGAAAUAAAAAGAAUCAAGAACUGGCACGAGAAAUGGAAAUCAUGCACAGCAUCUUCGAAUGUACUACUGCCGAUGCGAGAAAUCCACUCAUCAAAGAAUGGAGCAUUUUAGCGAUUAGGAAUUUGUGUGAAGAUAAUGUCGAGAAUCAAGAGAUUGUGAGAAGUUUGACAAAAGUUGGCAAUGCUGAAAAUCCAGUUUUAAGUGAUUUUAAACUCGAUGAUGGAGUCUUUCGUAUUAUAAAAUAAACAUUUUCGCCAAUAACGGUAUCAAAAUCAUUUUAUAUAAAUAAACGUUUUCUGUUAUUCACACCCUUUUGUCCACAGUCA